This is a messenger RNA of Clunio marinus, 4974 nucleotides long. NCBI's taxonomy places the organism in Eukaryota, Metazoa, Arthropoda, Insecta, Diptera, Chironomidae. The record is from the annotation of a GenBank genome assembly.
UUUAAAGAUCGGUCAUAUCGGGCCAUCAUAUCUCGACAAAGAGUUGGAAAAUAAAUAAUUUAAUAUAAUGUUUCAAAACGCGAGUGUUAAGCGGCUUUUACAAUACCGAAAAGCAAAUGGCUCAAUUGAGCUUGCUGAAGCGGCAUGGAGUGAAAAGGCAGUGCGCAGUCUUGUUAAAAAGCUCAAAAAUAACCAACUUAGUGCACUUGAAAUCAUUCUAAACACUCAAAAUCCAAAUACAAAGUGUAUUUGUAUUCCACGAGCACGUCCCAACGACGCAAAGAAAAAUCCUCAAGGUUUGCCGCACGUUAUUUAUUGUCGUUUGUGGCGCUGGCCUGAUUUAUCGUCACACAAUGAUUUAAAUUACCUGAAUCACUGCGAAUUUGCGUAUCAUCUGAAGAAAGACGAAAUUUGCAUCAAUCCUUAUCAUUAUAUUAAAGCAGAACCAGAAUUUAUUCAACCACAAUCGCCGCAACAGCAGCAACAACUCUCAAUUCUUGUACCAAAAUUUCCGACUUCGUCACCUGAAUCAUCUACGGUCUCAUCAUUUUUAGAUGGUUUAAGCAAUACAGUUCCUUUGAAUACACAAUACAAUGCAUUGAACCUCCAAAAUUCAGCUCUCGCUGGCUACGCCACAAUGGAUACUACAAUGACACAAAUACCAAAUAACACAAGCGUCAAUGUUAUGGAUUCCGGCAGUAUGAGCAGUGUUGGAAUAUCAGCAACUGAAACACCUCCACCCGGCUAUAUGUCAGAAGAUGGCGAUCCAAUGGAUCAAAAUGAUAAUUUGAGUUUCUCACAUUUAUCGGCCUCACAAACGCUUGAAGCAGCACCAGUUAUGUACCAAGAUCCAACAUUUUGGUGUUCUAUCAGUUACUAUGAAUUAAAUUUACGUGUCGGUGAAACUUUCCAUGCUUCACAGCCAUCAAUAACCGUCGACGGUUUUACGGAUCCUUCAAAUUCUGAACGCUUCUGUCUCGGUCUCUUAUCGAAUGUGAAUCGUAAUGAAGUUGUUGAGCAAACACGACGACACAUUGGGAAAGGCGUUCGUUUAUAUUACAUCGGUGGUGAAGUGUUUGCUGAAUGUCUCAGUGAUUCAAGCAUUUUUGUUCAAAGUCCUAAUUGCAAUUCACGAUAUGGAUGGCAUCCAGCGACGGUUUGCAAAAUUCCACCCGGUUGUAAUUUGAAAAUAUUCAACAAUCAGGAAUUUGCAGCGCUUUUGUCACAAUCAGUGUCGCAAGGAUUUGAAGCUGUUUACCAACUAACGAGAAUGUGUACGAUUCGCAUGUCAUUUGUGAAAGGAUGGGGCGCUGAAUAUCGACGACAAACAGUAACAUCAACACCGUGUUGGAUUGAAUUGCAUCUGAAUGGACCUUUGCAAUGGCUGGACCGUGUUUUACUUCAAAUGCAAGUGCCAUUGCAGUGCAGUUCGGUAUCGUAAACAAAGUUUUAGGCAUUAAAUGUGCGUAAAUGUUCUAUUGAAAACAAACUGUCAGAAUUUUUUUUACAUGAGAUACAGAGAUAUAAAAAGUAAUGAAGAAUCAACCAUUAAACCUCCCCUCACUUUUCCCACGGUAAUUUUUCUACAAUUUACAUUUUACAAUGAAAUUAAGAAAGAUAAAAGUAAAGUUUAUUUAAUUCUUUAUGAUCGUUUGAGUUUAUCACUCUUUUAAUUGCUUAAAUUUCUUUUUAUAAAAAUGAUAAGAUUUAAGCUCUUUUCUUAACGAAUUUCUUCUUGCCAAGUUUUUGUUUUAUCUUAUAAAGGAUUUUCUUUUUUUUUACGUUUUCUUAAGCUCUGAGAUAAUUUCUACAAACGUGGAAAGUGAAAAUUUUUUGAUCAAACAGAAUGAAAAUGUUUUAUGUCAAACAUGAAGAAUUCUUUAGAAUCAUUGAGUGUUGUUAGGAAACGUCUUUGAUCUUGUUUAGAUAUAUGUUUGACAAAUUGACAAAAGUUAAAUUAACAUUUAAGUGACGUAGAGACAUAAAAUAAUUUUUGUAAGCGAAAGAAAAAAAAUAUGAAAAAAUUGCUUCCCUUUCCAUAAUUUACUCCUGAGAGAGAUGAACAAAGCAAUGUAACAAUUUUCUAAAAAUUGUAAACAGGAAUCGAUCAUGAAAUGAUGCAAAAUAAGAUUUGAGAGUAAAAUUAAUGAUAAAAAUUUUUCUAUUCUUUUUUUAUUAAUUUUUCCUUUUUUGAGUUUAAAGUUAAACAAAUUAAAAUAAAAAAAUCAUUAAUCGUUAGAAUCAUUAUGCUUGAUAUAAAGUCAAUCUAUCGUAGUUGAAACUUGCAAAAAAGAAUUUGUUCUGACGAUUUAUAACAAUUUUAAAUUGUAAUGAAUUUAAUGUCAAGCUUAUUGGAGAAAUCAAAAAAAAUAUUUUCAUUUAUUUUGGAUGAAAAGAAGAAAAAAAUUGAAAAUUUCAGCGAUAGAAAAUGAAAACUAAAUUGUGAUUUAAAAUUAACACGAAAAAAAAGAUUGUGAAAGGAUUUGGCCAUAAAAAUUUUUUACUAAAAGAAAACUUUUCGAAAAUAUAUUUUGAUUAUCACACUACCUAGAAAGUGACUAAAAUUGAGGAGAAAAAAUAUAUAAAUUAUGAUUAAAGGUGUAAAAUUAAAGUCGAGCUGCUUAGGAUACUAAAGAAAGUGAGAAAAAAAGUCGAUAGAAUUGUAGGAAAGAGAGAGGAAUAGAUUGACUUCCCAACUCGGAAGAUAGAAAAACUUUUUUCACGAUUAAAAAACCUACUUUGUCUCUUUUUUAUUAAUUAAAGAAUUUUCAGAUUUUCUUAUGAAGCUGAUCAUCUAUUUCUCCUUUUUAUAAAUCUAAAUCUUUGCUUAAAAACAAACAACAACAACAUGUAGAAGAGAAAACUCAUUAGAAGGGAAAUAAUGAAAAUAAUUACAAAAAAAUAUUUGUCACAAAUGAAAACAUAAAGAAAAUUAAUGAAAAACUAUAAAGAAGUCUAUGAUAUAUUUUUACAAACUUACAUCGUUUUCUGCUGUAAAUUGAGAUAUGAAAAUAAAUGAAAAACAAAUUAAACAAAGCAUAUUUUGAUCAUUUGGAGAUAUCAGAAAAUGAUUUAAAAUUAUGAUUGUAAGAUCAGCAGAUAAAAGGAAACAAAAAUUAUUUGUGAGAAUUAUUAAGUGAAAAAAUUAAAAUAAAAACUUAAGCAAAAAAAAACUUCUUAAAGUAUUAAAAAAUAAACCCACGACAAUUUGCAGAGCCGCAUUUGCACUCGAUAGAAUUUUUUGUGGGAGGUGCAGUUACUUUAACGCCCCCAAAGUAGUCAACAGUCAGUUCUUCACCAGCUCUAAUAAAACGUAAGGCAAAGUAAUACAGUCGAUGCAUCUUUGGAUCUUCGUUGCAUGAAAUUGCUGGCCAAGUUUGAAGAUUUCCAUUACAUGAAUGAUUAAUGAAUCUUGACAAAUUUCCUUCGUAAGUAGCAUCAAUGCUAUAAUAAGCUUUUCCCAAUUCAUUGUAAUCAAGAUCAAAGAGAUAAGUUACUCCUGAUUUGGAGUAACAUUUUGUACGACUUCUUGCCUCUGAUUCACUUAUCAAUUCUCCAGUAUAUUCGAUAACAAAUGUUCCAGCUGGGAUAUCGCUCUUUGCCUUUAAUCCCCAUCCACGAUCAGAUGAUUUGAAUAUAGCAAGUGAAGCUGUUAUGCUUUGAGGUCGAUUUGGACAUAAUUCACUGCAUUGACAUAACUUGUUGCAUUCAAUGAUCAUUUGGUGAGUCGACGAACAGAUUCGACCGUCACUAUCAUAAACCAUUUUCAAAUCUUUUUGAUUAGGACAACAUUUUGAUGAUUUUAUGCAUGAAUCUUUACAUUUGCAGCCAAAUUUUGAUAAGAUUUCCGAAAUUGAUUUGACUUUACUUAAAUAUUUGAAGUUUGGUACUGUUUCAUAGUCGAUGCGAUUUUCAACACUUAAUUUAAACUUGUUGCUCUCUUUUCUCAAGACUAAUUUAACAAAUUCACGAUUCUUCUCUUCCUGAGCAAUUUUCUUUUCAUAGAACGUGUAGAGGAUGUUCUGAUAAUACAAUUUUUUCAUAAACUCUGAAGUGGAAAGAAUUUUCUCGUAGGUGUAAAUGUAAGCAAGAAUGUUGCAUCGAAAUUCCAGAGGAUCAAAUUCUGCUUUUAUCGUUUUUCCUUCAACAAACUUCUUCGAUUUUCCUAAGUAAAAUUUGUAGUGCUUUUUCUUAUCUUGCAAGAGUUUCUUUUGAGCCGCUUUGAUUUUAUCUUCAUGCAAUUCAAAUUUUUUAUUAACAAAUUCUUUCAAAACUUCUGUAUCUGAUACAUGUUCAUAUGGCUCAUAUGUAUUUUCAGAUGGAGGAAAUCCAUCCCAUUUGACAAGAAAUCUUACAACUGGAUUAUUUUCGAUUUGCAUUACACUAACAUACCAGAUGUCUUCGAUGACUUCAUCGAUUACUCCACUGUUUUGGUAUUCUUCUGAUGAUGUUUCAACAUUUUUUGAUUUCUUCUUUUCACAGAAUGAAGCACUUUGAUGCUUCCAACGACGCUUCACACCUUUUUCAUUCUCGUUUGUUCUACACAAUAUAUCAGUACUAUCAUCGUCAGACGAAGAUGAAGGUUGACUAUCAAUCAGUCUCACAAGAUUCCCUAAAAGAUCAGCAGCGUCAUCUGAUUCAUUGUCCUCUAAUUCGAUUUGAAAGUUUGUGUGCUCCAAUUUUAUUGUUUUGAUUUCUUCAGUAAGAUUUUGCACUUUAUCUCCGUCAAUAUUUACAAUUUUCUCUUCAUGUUUUUCAUUCUUGCAUGAUGAAUUGGCAUAAGCGUCAUUUUCUUCAAAAUUCUUUGAUUUUGAAAUUUCUGAAAGAGAUGAAGAUCUUGAAGAAUAUCCACUCUCUGACUCUUUUUUUUGAUGCACAGAAGAUCUCAGAUUUCUAAGUUUCAUGAAAUUACUCAUUUUGUUUAUAUUCUAAAGUUGUGUUUAAUAUAGCACAACUACAGCAAAAACAAAUUUA